AUGCCUUCAGUUUUUAUUCUGGUUUCCAUGACCAUAUUGGGUGCAAGCACAGUCAUGGGGGUGCUCACCAACUCUCUUAUACUGGCUGUAAACAUCAUAGACAAAGUAAGGGGUAAGGCUCUCAGCCCAUCUGACCUCAUCCUGGUCACUAUGAGUGCAUCCAAUGUUUUAUUUCAAUUCAUAAUGCUGGCAAAUGACUUCCUGAGCUUCCUGGAGAGUGAUCUCUAUUUCUCUGAUGAGAUCUAUACUUUGUUCACUGUCCUGUUAAAUCUUCCCAUCUACUCCAGCUUCUGGUUCACUGUUUGCCUUUCCAUCAACUACUGUUUGCAGAUUGUCAUAUUCACCAAUCCACUUCUCAUCCGAAUGAAAUUUGCAGUCUCCCAGUUGGUCCCACAGCUUCUUAUGGCCUCAGUUCUCAUGGCAAUAGCAACUGGUGUGCCUGCAGCCUGGAACUUGUACAGGGAUCCUGAAAAUGCCAAUAUGUCAAGUAAUCUGAGUGAGGAAAUCUCUGUUCCCAAAUUAAAUGUUGCAUAUCUGCUCCCAUGUAAUGUUAUGAGCUGUUCUCUUCCUUUACUCCUAGUAGGAAUCACAAAUGGAGUCAUCAUCAAUUCUCUUGUGACUCACAAGUCUGAUAGGAAUGCAAAUGGUGACCUCAGUCCAAGAGCACAAGGACGAGUGCGGGCAGCAAGGACAAUAAGUUGUCUUCUCAUCAUAUAUAUAUCCUUCUAUAUUUCAGAAGUCCUAAUGUUUAUAGAUGUCUUUCCUCCCAGCAGCCCUGGAUUCUGUAUUUGUUUGAUGGUCAUUUAUAGUUAUUCUCCUGCACAAUCUAUUGUUCUUAUUUUUGGAAGCCCUAAACUGAAACAUGUAUAUUCCAAUUUAUUCAGUGGUGUACAUGGUUUUAAAGGAAAACCAAGGAAAUCAACUGUCUUGUUCAUUAAGCUCAGUCUUUGA
Messenger RNA from Pseudophryne corroboree (corroboree frog), 951 nucleotides. RefSeq names its product taste receptor type 2 member 40-like. Bases 1 to 951 code for a protein of 316 amino acids. The transcript has a single exon. Gene Ontology annotation, molecular function: bitter taste receptor activity; G protein-coupled receptor activity. Gene Ontology annotation, biological process: G protein-coupled receptor signaling pathway; sensory perception of taste. The record is from RefSeq and is a predicted model, not a curated record. Gene Ontology annotation, cellular component: membrane. Lineage: Eukaryota; Metazoa; Chordata; Amphibia; Anura; Myobatrachidae.